Puccinia triticina is the source of this 384-nucleotide messenger RNA. RefSeq lists its product as uncharacterized. The transcript has 3 exons. Gene Ontology annotation, molecular function: structural constituent of ribosome. NCBI's taxonomy places the organism in Eukaryota, Fungi, Basidiomycota, Pucciniomycetes, Pucciniales, Pucciniaceae. Bases 1 to 384 code for a protein of 127 amino acids. Gene Ontology annotation, cellular component: mitochondrial large ribosomal subunit. The record is from RefSeq and is a predicted model, not a curated record.
AUGUCUUCCUUCGUGAGAUCGAGUCUCCGACUAUCGUGCCAUUCGGAAUCUAAACCACUUCAUUCGAGGACCGCGUCGAUCCAAUGGGUUCGACAUAUGGCUUCGGAGACUUCGCAAGGAAAGAAAGCACCCCAAGUGAAAAAGACGGUACCCGUUUCGACUAUUCCAGCAGGCUCGCCCAUCAAAGGUCUAGCUUACAUCAAAGGAGAAAGUGAUCCGAUCGCCAAAGCGGAUGAGGAAUACCCGAGCUGGCUAUGGACCUUAUUGGAGCCAAAUAUGGGCGCUGGAAAUACAGAUACACCAUUACGUGCCAUCCGAAGAGAACUCAAUCGAGAAAACCGAAAUAAUAUCAGGAAGUCAAACUUUUUGAAGUCUAAAAAAUGA